AUGGAGGCAGAUUUCAAAGUCCCAUCGUCAGUACCGCAGGACCUCCUUCUCAUCCAAGAGCUUGUCGCUCUCCCAAAAACACAGACCAAGGAGCGGCCAUCUGCCAACUCAAGCGACGAUUCUAUUGAAAGCUCAGGGAGCGAAGUCGACAGCGAGGAUGAAGUCCAAGCAGACCUCUUAAAAGAUGACGAGGAGAUGCCCGGAUCGGACCCGUCUGAUUCCUCAGACUCGGACUCGGAUUCGGACGCAGACUCAGACAGCAAUACCUCGAUAGCUGCAGGCUCUGAGAAGGCUACCCACAAAGAAAUUAAACGCGAGGACUCAGAGACCAAGCGUCCCAGAAAGGAUGCCGACGACGAUGACGAGGAAGCAGGCGAUGCAGCACCGGCAGCAUAUGUGCACACUGUCAACGAGGUUGUCGAGCCAACUAUUGUGGCUCCGGUGAUCGAGAAAAUUGGACCUGACGACCCUCUCGAGCUCCUCGGUCACAUCUCACGCAUAAUAGGCAACGUCGUUAUUAUAGAGGGGACCACUGGCAAGCCCCUUUCUGCCGCCGCUAACCCUCGCACACUCGACGCUGAGACCCUGCUCGUGCUCGAAGAUCGGUCAGUGCUCGGACAUAUAUAUGAGACUUUUGGUCCCACGUCGGCACCGUUAUACCAAGUCCGCUUCGGCUCAGCAUUCCCGCUCGACCCAGCGCGCGUUUAUAUCGGGCGCGAUGUAUUCCACGUUCCUACGUGGAGUAACUUUGUCUUCAUGGAGGCACUUCAACGCAUGAAGGGCAGUGACGCGAGCAACAUGCAUGACGAAGAGCCUGCCGAGGACGAACUUGAGUUCUCCGAUGAUGAGCAGGAGGUCGCGGCACGGCGCGAGAGGAAAAACAAAAGGGCUCGCUCAGCCUCCCUCUCGCGGCCUCACCGAGACGACAGCAGUGAUAUUCCAGCCUAUAGUGCGAACCCGUAUGACGCCCAUGGCCCAUAUGAUGACGGGUAUGGGGUCGCAGGCCCAUCACGGCCUCCCCCUAUGCCUUACGACGACCCUUACGCUGAGAGCCCAACCGUUCAGGACGUUCAAACUGAGGACGUGCCCUCUGGCGGUAGCUUCGAGAACCGCGGGCCUUCGUCCUACAACGGUGCCGCCGGGCGACCACCACGCGGACGGGGCCGUGGUCGAGGGCGAGGGCGAGAUGGGCCCGAUAUGCGUGGGCGAGAUCGAGGUCGCGGCGGGCGACGACGGGGAAGCGGUCAGUACGGGGACCGAGGCCCAGGAUGGGGCGGUGGUGACCGGAUGGCAACGGCGCACCCACCGAAACAUGAGACUUACGAUCGACAGGUGUCGAAUUCGUCGAGCUCACCUUCUGGGCUGCCCGCCACGAACGUGGCCAUGGGACAGCAGCCCUAUGAAAGUUACAAUCAUGGUUACAGCCAGUAUGGCGGCCAGGGCUAUCACAACGCGUCCGGUUAUGGCCAACAGAUGAACUUUGUGGAGCCGCACAUCAAUCCGCUCUUUGCAGCUGCUGCAUUCGGGAUGCCUGUUAUGCCGGGGGCGAAUAUGAACGGUGGUGGGGGGUACAUGCACCACCCCGGCCAGGCACAGCAGCAGCAGCAGCAGCAGUAUAACGGCGGUCAGCAGUAUGACAGCCAAGGAUACUUCCAUCAGACGGAAAUGCAGAGACAAGGGCACGGAAGCGGAAAUUGGGAUCAGCAAUGGACUCGCUCUGGAGAGCACGAGGAUGCAGGUGGUCAGUAG
Messenger RNA from Coniophora puteana RWD-64-598 SS2, 1749 nucleotides. Its product is annotated as NAF1-domain-containing protein. The coding region runs from base 1 to 1749 and encodes 582 amino acids. Gene Ontology annotation, biological process: pseudouridine synthesis; ribosome biogenesis; box H/ACA snoRNP assembly. The record is from RefSeq and is a predicted model, not a curated record. Lineage: Eukaryota; Fungi; Basidiomycota; Agaricomycetes; Boletales; Coniophoraceae. Gene Ontology annotation, cellular component: sno(s)RNA-containing ribonucleoprotein complex. The transcript has 4 exons. Gene Ontology annotation, molecular function: RNA binding.